Messenger RNA from Amborella trichopoda, 3775 nucleotides. RefSeq lists its product as uncharacterized. Gene Ontology annotation, biological process: regulatory ncRNA-mediated gene silencing. The record is from RefSeq and is a predicted model, not a curated record. Lineage: Eukaryota; Viridiplantae; Streptophyta; Magnoliopsida; Amborellales; Amborellaceae.
CCUAUUAAUGAGGGAUUCUUAUGCGAUCACGAAUAACAAGUCUCUCUCUAGGCUUUUGCAACUCUCUCUCUCUACCAUUCUCUAUCUCCAUUGAUUAAAAUUGCAGUUCAAUCGGACUUGUGACUUUUGGAAGAUUAGCAUCGAUCGGUUGUUGUUUUCCGAUGGCUUCUGAGCCAUCUUCUCCUAUGAGACGCUUGCUUUCAUCCACAGCGGAUCUAGGGUUUCGAGAAUUGAUGAUGUACCUGGGGCAAUAGAGUGAUCCUUCGUCGCACCGGCAAGCCUAAUCUCACCUUUUGAUCGGGGUUUCUCAGUGGCCUGGUUCAUAUUCCCUUUCUGGUGCCCUAUUAUUUUAUUUCUUCUCAUAUCUUUGAGAGAUAAAAUAAGAUUGGAUAUUCUGCGAAACCAUUCUCUUCACCCGAAAAAUCUUGCCUUUUGAUUUGGAUUACUCAGUGCUCUGUAGCAUUUUUCUCUCUCAUUAUGUUUUUUAUAGUCAUGAAGAGAGAAGGCUACCUUUGAAAUUGUAAAAGGAAAAUGGAAGCAGAUUGGAAGUUAUACUAAUUUCUUCGUACCCAUAAACAUUCUGGCCUUUUGCUUGGGAUUACCCAGUGGCCUAUACCUUUCUGUCUCUUCAGUAAGAAGAAUAAGAAGAAGACCUUUGAAAGGGAGAAAGAAGGUUUGAAGUCAUGCAAAACUACUUUCUACCUCCAAACAAUAUUGCUUUUUGAUUGGGAUACUCAGUGAUCUGGUUCAUAAACUCUUCCUGAUACUCAGAAAAUUUUCUCUCUCUGCAUGGCAAUGAGAGAAAGAGGGUUGGAAGUUAUGAGAAACAGGUCUCCUCCCCCAAAAAUUAGGGAUCAGAGACCUGAUUGGUACCCUGAACUUGAUUCAAGGAGGCACGAUGAUACACGUCACCCUGAUACUCGUUCACGACGAAGCCUCAGCCCAGAUAGAGGAAAUGGUAGAAGGAUUAUGGGUGUCAAACGAAGGAACCCAUCCCUUGAAAGGCGUGAAUUUAAGAGGAUUUUGGAUGACAAAAGGGGAGUUCUUAGGCCUCAUUCUCCUUUUGAUUCGAAAAGGCCAUUGGGCCGAGACAUCGACGAAAGGCCUCAUUUCGAUGAAGGUUUUUUUAUGAGAGACUCACCAUCUCGUGAUUUUCGAUGCAAUUACCUUCUCUCCGAGCCCUCAGCGGUGGGUCCCGAAUCGAAACGAGUUGGAAGAGCAGCAAUGGCAUCGGUUAAGAAUAGAGAUAAGGAAUUUCAGGGAGGUCCUGAAAAUGGUUCUGCUCUUGAUGGUAAAGCCAUGCUAGUUCAGAAGUCCAUUACGUUAGAUGGCACAAUUCGUCCUUUCUUUACCUUACCACCAGAAAAUUUCCUGCCUCAGGGGCCAAAUUCAAGUAGAAUUGGUGGCUUUCCAUCGAGUGGUAACUUGGGUUCCAAUCAGGAUCUUCGAUAUCGUGACGUGGUGAAUGCCCGUGCUAACAAGUUACCGAUGAGAGAUCCUUACGAAGGAGAAGAGAAGCGAACGUAUUUUCGAAGAGAUGAACACCCUUAUCUACCUCCUCAAUCUAAAGCCCUUGGUAGCACAUCAUCGAGUCUUUCGAAGGACCACUUCUAUGGUUCUGUACGAGAGCCUCCAUCCAGUGGUUAUGGAAGGAGCAGCAAGUUCCCUGACCCCUUAAGUUGUGAACGAAGAGGAUCAAGCGAUGUUUUUGACGACCCCAAUUUAAUGGGUUCCAAGGAUUUGCGAAAGUACCCAAAGGGACCUCCUCUUAGCCCUCCACCAAGAGACAAAGCUCUAGAUUAUGGUUUUUCAGAACUUGGAAGGGGAGAGAGAUUAGGCUCUGGCUUAUCUGGUGGUGUUUUUUAUGGUAAGAUACAUGCAAGCUCUCGUGGUGAUUAUGGUCACAGGGAACCAUUUGGCCAGCACUUUGUGAACCCUAUCUCAGAGAGGUUGGAUGAUGUUGGGGCUUCUCGUAGGAGCUUGAGAGAAAAUGCUCUUGGAGACCCCCCAUUACCCAGUGAUGCUAUGGAGCUUAUCAUUUCUGGAAACACGCACCAUCCUGACUAUGGGAUGCAGCCAUCUCGGGAUUUCUCAAUUAGUCUCCCAAGAGAUGACUAUUCUUGUAGAAGAGAGCCAGCUCCUUUGAGUUAUAGAGAAGGCUUAAAGAGUUCUUCAGUGUCUGAAAUUGAAAAAGAUGUCUACAGACCCGGCUUGAGUGCACAAAGGAAGUUGCAUGAGGAGGAUUUGAGUAUGGAUGUACCACGUGAAAGAUUGAUUAAGAGGAAAUUUGUGGUUGAUGAGAUGAGUGGGGAGCCACAUCUCAUGAGAGGUGAGUUUUCUAGUGAGCGUGGUAUUGCUAGAAGGACCCAUGAAUUUGACGUUGAAGAUAGGGAUGACAAAUGGAUUGAUAGAGCUCAAGGUGGGUUAUCGAUAUCUAAAUCUCUAAAUAUUGAUCACCCUCAGUAUCGCACAUCGAGGUCGUUUAAUGAGGUUGCUUCAAAUAGGGUUUCUGGCCUGUGGCUACCUCGAGAGAAUGAGACUGAACAGGCCAAAGGGGCUGUCUUAGACCGCCUCUCUUAUGGAAGAAAUUUCUCCUUUAAGAGGCGGUCGAGGCUUAGUCCACAAGAUUUCGACCCCUCUUCUCGUUUUAACGAUAGUCAUGAUCAUAAGAGGCUAUUCAAAUUUAGAAAGAGCUAUCAAGAAGAUGAUAGGCAUGAAGGAGGGUUGAGCUUGCAAGAUGAGGAGCAGCGAGAUGACGAUAUGACACCCCAAAUAAAGCCUGAACCACCAGAGCACUCGGAGGAGUUCAAGCAGCUGGUUCAUAGGGCCUUCCUGAGGUUUUCGAAAGAAUUGAAUGAGAAUCCAGGACAAAGAAAAAGAUACAAAGAGCAAGGGAAGGCUGGUAGCGUACGAUGCAUCGUAUGUGACAGCCUCUCGAAGGAGUUCUCAGACACGCACAACUUGGUGAUGCACACAUACAAUUCUCAAAAGGUCGGGUUAAAAACCGACCAUUUGGGGUUGCACCGAGCUAUUUGUGUUCUCAUGGGGUGGAACAGUCUUGUGCCACCAGACACUGCUAGGGCUUACCAGAAUCUUACAAAUGCAGAAGCUUCAGCCCAAAAAGAAGAUCUAAUUGUGUGGCCACCAGUAGUCGUGAUCCAUAACAAAUCCAUUGUAAUAAACAAGAAUGCAGAAGGCCAGGUGGUUGUAUCAGUUGAUCGCAUGGAGGAGAUACUCAGAGAGAUGAGUUUCAAUACAGGUAAAGUGAAGGUGUGGAAGGGGAAGCAUUUGAGCCUUAGCAUUCUUCUCGUCAAAUUUCCAGGCACCUUCUCUGGUUUACAAGAUGCCGAGAGGCUUCACAAGCAUUACUUCGACAAAGGGAGAGGAAGAAAGGAGUGGCAAAACCACCUAAAAUUUAAGGCUGAGCCUUCCAAGACUAGUGAUUCAUCGGAAAAAGAAGAUUCGUCUUUGCUCUAUGGAUACAUUGGUUUGGCUGGUGACAUUGACAAAUUCGACAUUGGUACCAAGAAGAGAUGUGUUGUCAAGAGCAUGAAAGACAUUAAAGCCAUUGCUGAUGCCCCUCUCAAAACCAGAGAGUAAUGGGCAAAUUGGGUAAGUGAAACUAGGCCAGACAGCUGAGAACACAAUUUUAAUCUAUGUUGGUUUCGGGGUAAAUGUGAUAAGAUUAUGCGUCGUGAUGAUGCUGUUUGGUCUUUUGAAUUGAUAACUUCGAUUACCUUUUCCAAUGUUGAUGCUGCGGUAUAUGUUCGUAUCU